UGUGAACACUGCAGGCAAGGGCAAAAGUGAAAGAAAACAGGGAGACAGGGGACGACAGAGACGUGGAAACGCUGACACCGAUGAAGGGCCGCGUCAGAUAAAGAGAAAAAUAACUAGCCAAGCUGGAGGACGACAAAGAUACUCAGGCCCUUGAGGCCAAUGUGGACGAUGAGACGUUCACGACCAUCUCUCUGGCAGACGACUCAGCCGGCGGUGGAUCUGCAGCCCUGCAUACUAAACACGAGGACGAGCUUCUCAUCAUGAACUGCGACAUAGACGGAGACCUGGAGAACCAGGCGGAGAUGGAGGAGAAGACGAGGUUGAUAAACCAGGUGUUGGAGCUGCAGCACACGCUGGAAGACCUGUCGGCUCGAGUCGACGCCGUCAAGGAGGAGAACCUGAAGCUAAAGUCGGAGAACCAGGUGCUCGGCCAGUACAUCGAGAACCUGAUGUCGGCCUCCAGCGUCUUCCAGACCACCGACACCAAGAGCAAGCGGAAGUGAGGCGGCGGCGGCACCCGGAGAUCCCUGUAACCAUUUACCCCAGUCAGAACUAAACAGAUGUAAAUAUGAAAAUAGUGUUUGUAAGAUAGUUUUUUCUUUGUGUUUAUUUUUGAACUCUAACGUCGGGACAUUUUUUUGCCAAACAUGUUACCACGAGGCUCCUUAUCGGCGUUAAUCGUGUUUGCUGCGACAGCUGGAUCUGGUACUUCAGUUGUUUUAUCUCAUCUGAUGCUCGCCUGCAGCUGAUUGGCCGGCUGACCCCGAGUCGUGCAGAAUAAAAAAAAAAAAACGUUUAACGACGGCAUGUUUAAGGAACGGCUCAAGUAUUAACAUAAAUGAGGAAAUGUCAUUAAAUCUAGCACUGAACUGGAGGAAGGUUUUGUGCCGGUGACCGUAUAAUAUUCAUAAUGCUACGUUUAAAAAAAGCACAGAGGCAAAGAGCCAAGAUGGCGGCGUCAAUGUUUGCAUCGCUACUAAAACGUUUACGUUUCAGUCUAAAGCAACACAGUCAUCGGCGCAGCAGGGAGGAGCGUUACUCCGGUCCAUUUGCUUCCAUGCGCCGCUAAUAGAGAUGGAGGAGGGGAUACGACGGGUCCAGUAACACCAUGAGGAGGAGGAGGAGAUGCUUUCAGAGGAGCAGCGAGGAAGGCUCUGAGUGGUAUCGAUCCCAUCGGUUUGGCCUGGAAGGGAUCGGCUGCCAGGAGACGGGCGUUAAAGCUCGUCCUCAGCGCCAGACAGGGCGUGUCCGAGUCGUCCGCCGCUGAGAAGCAAUCUGGACCCGAGCU
Molecule: messenger RNA, 1288 nt
Organism: Fundulus heteroclitus (mummichog)
Lineage: Eukaryota; Metazoa; Chordata; Actinopteri; Cyprinodontiformes; Fundulidae
Gene: scoca
Product: short coiled-coil protein a
Exons: 4
Coding region: 261-503 (80 amino acids)
Cellular component (GO): trans-Golgi network
Source: RefSeq, a predicted model, not a curated record